Messenger RNA from Hevea brasiliensis (rubber tree), 1268 nucleotides. RefSeq lists its product as uncharacterized. The transcript is spliced from 10 exons. NCBI's taxonomy places the organism in Eukaryota, Viridiplantae, Streptophyta, Magnoliopsida, Malpighiales, Euphorbiaceae. Bases 73 to 1020 code for a protein of 315 amino acids. The record is from RefSeq and is a predicted model, not a curated record. Gene Ontology annotation, molecular function: ATP binding; metalloendopeptidase activity; ATP-dependent peptidase activity. Gene Ontology annotation, biological process: proteolysis.
CUUAUCCAGUGCUCGAGCUGCAUAAACAAUCCCAAAACCAAUACCUAACUAACGGUCUCUGCGAAACUGAAAAUGGUGAGUUUGAUUUUGAUGGCUUCUUCUCUCUCAAAUCCUUCAUUUUAUUAUCACCAUCACUCCUUCAGAAUUAGAGCAUCUUCUGCUGCGCCUCGUGUUGAUCUCAACACUCUUCAAUCUGCUAUCUCUAAGAAAGACAGUAAUGCUGUUAAAGAGGCACUUGAUCAGCUAAAGGAGGAUGGGUGGGCUCAGCAGUGGAGUUCUCAGCCCUAUGUCUCUCGUCGUACGACAUCUGUCCGGGAACUAACAACUCUUGGAAUAAAAAAUGCAGAGAACCUGGCAAUUCCGAGCGUUAGAAAUGAUGCGGCUUUUCUUUUCACAGUCGUGGGAACGACAGGAUUUUUGGGUGUCCUUGCUGGCCAGCUUCCUGGAGAUUGGGGCUUCUUUGUUCCAUAUUUGAUUGGGAGCAUUUCUCUGAUAGUCUUGGCAGUGGGGAGCAUUUCUCCUGGGCUUCUUCAAGCUGCUAUUAGUAGCUUUUCGUCAUUUUUUCCUGAUUAUCAAGACCGGAUAGCUAGACACGAAGCAGCUCAUUUUUUGAUUGCCUAUUUGCUUGGAAUUCCUAUACUGGAUUACUCGCUAGAUAUUGGGAAAGAGCAUGUCAAUCUCAUUGAUAAAAACCUGGAAAAGCUGAUAUACAGUGGACAGCUUGAUACCAAGGAUCUAGAUAGGUUGGCUGUUGUAGCAAUGGCUGGACUUGCUGCAGAGGGUCUGCAGUAUGACAAAGUGGUUGGUCAAUCAGCUGAUCUUUUCACUCUCCAGAGAUUUAUAAAUAGGAGCAAACCACAACUUAGCAAAGACCAGCAACUAAAUCUUACUAGAUGGGCUGUUCUGUUUGCUGGAUCUCUCAUAAAAAAUAACAAGGUCCUUCAUGAAGCUCUAAUGAAAGCAAUGUCAAACAAGAUGACUGUAUUAGAAUGCAUCGAAGCGAUUGAGAAAGCUGCAUAAUUCUACAACCAAACAAGUUCCUUUUUCCCCCUUUUAUACUUGCCAAUCAUUCUCUUAAUUUAUAAAUAUAGAAAUUAGGUGAUUUUGUUGCAAUCUCAGUCCAACUCGGCCGCAAAACCAUUCAUUCUGUGAAGGACAAGAAAUCAGAGGACAUGUUUGUGUACGUAUCUCAUCCAUAUUUCAUUGGCACUCUACAAAAGUUUGUGAAAAAGGCUUUUAUUGAAUGCAAAUAAGCACUCUGCAAGCCA